GGAGCGAAAACGGCCACCCACUCCGACGACUCCGGCUGCCGUGUCUGGAGGGGAACGUGGUGGCGGGAGCACAGGGGGCAGCUGGGGGCGCCGCGCACCGAGCAGCGGGGACCGCGCAGCCAUGCGGGCGGCGGCGGGGGGCGCGCGGGCCGCGGCGAUGGCGCUGCUGCUGGGGGCGCUGCGCUGGGCGCCGGCGCGCGGGCAGGAGUACGACUACUACGGCUGGCAGACGGAGCCGCUGCACGGGCGCUCGUACUCCAAGCCCCCGAAGUGCCUCGACAUCCCCGCGGACCUGCCGCUCUGCCACACCGUGGGCUACAAGCGCAUGCGGCUGCCCAACCUGCUGGAGCACGAGAGCCUGGCCGAGGUGAAGCAGCAGGCGAGCAGCUGGCUGCCGCUGCUGGCCAAGCGCUGCCACUCGGACACGCAGGUCUUCCUCUGCUCGCUCUUCGCGCCCGUCUGCCUGGACCAGCCCAUCUACCCGUGCCGCUCGCUGUGCGAGGCCGUGCGCGCUGGCUGCGCGCCGCUCAUGGAGGCCUACGGCUUCCCCUGGCCCGAGAUGCUGCAUUGCCACAAGUUCCCCCUGGACAACGACCUCUGCAUCGCUGUGCAGUUCGGGCACCUGCCCGCCACCGCGCCUCCAGUGACCAAGAUCUGCGCCCAGUGUGAGAUGGAGCACAACGCGGACGGCCUCAUGGAGCAGAUGUGCUCCAGUGACUUCGUGGUCAAAAUGCGCAUCAAGGAGAUCAAGAUAGAGAAUGGGGACCGGAAGCUGAUCGGAGCCCAGAAAAAGAAGAAGCUGCUCAAGCCGGGCCCCCUGAAGCGCAAGGACACCAAGCGGCUGGUCCUGCACAUGAAGAAUGGUGCGGGCUGCCCCUGCCCACAACUGGACAGCCUGGCCGGCAGCUUCCUGGUCAUGGGCCGCAAGGUGGACGGACAGCUGCUGCUCAUGGCCGUCUACCGCUGGGACAAGAAGAAUAAGGAGAUGAAGUUCGCUGUCAAAUUCAUGUUCUCCUACCCCUGCUCCCUCUACUACCCCUUCUUCUACGGGGCUGCUGAGCCCCACUGAAGGGGCCCUCGCAGCUGUGCCUUGCCCCGUCCCUGCCCUGGGGCACAUUGUCACCUCCUGCCCUGAGUGCCAGCACAGGCCCUGAGGGAUGGGCAUGGAGCUCAAGCUGUCCUUGACUGAGGGCUUUUGGGGUAUCUGGGAGCUUCCUCUCUUAAAAGUCUUUUUCUUUUGAGGGGAAACCCCCGGGGUCUCAAAAAGUAGGCAGGGAGGAGAGACGGAGGGAAGGGUAGAGGGGCUAUGCGCAGCCGAGGCGGUUUCUGUAGGGGACCAUGGUGCAGCUCCCCUCUGCUGGGGGAGGGGUAGGGGGGCCUCGCUUUGGAGAGGGGAGUCUGGAUAUGAGGCUGAACUACUUGGAGGAAGUUCUCCACCCUCACUGCCCCUCCAUGUGUCCUCUCGUAGCCCCCAAAGGCACUAGGGUCACAGUGCCCUCCAGCCACACCUCCCUACUGUCCUCAUCUCUGCCAGGUCCCUUCCCCCUAGACUGGAGAGAAGCCCUGCCUAGAUCCCCUCCCAUAAGCUCGCUUCUUGGGGUUCAUUCCUCAGCCCCUGCAUGUCCCCUUUAUCUUGACGAGUAACUUAUUGCUACUGCUGUGAGGCCACAGGUAGACUGAUGCAGGUAGGGUUUGGUGUUUAAUGGUUUGUUUUUUUAAGUUUUUAAUUAAAUCAAAGAAAACAACAGUUGGUUUUGACCAGGUGGUUUCUCUGUCAGGCGGUUCCCCAGAGCUAGGGAGAGGGAGGUUCAGAAAGGACUUUUAGAAAGAGGCCCUUGUCAUAGCCCACGGCCUGUCCACACAGACAUACUCAGAAUGCCUAAGAGCAAUGUCCAUGCUUGUGCAGGAUCCCCCAAGAGCACACACAAGGGUCACCCCAAUCAUCCCCACCAAUGGGGGACGGAGCUGGCCAUCUUUUGUCUCUGAGGUCAGCUAAGUUCCCCAGCCUCCUCCCACGGUCAGAAGGCUCCCACAGUCCUGAACAGUCUCCCUCCCUCGGGCAAUGCCUCCUUCGAGGAGCCAAGAGGCUGGGCCACGGAGCUACUUGGAGGAGCCAGAGGCCUGCACGUGCUGCUCCUACACUCUCUGCACACAGACACCACUGCACACUGGCCCUGACGUGGAGAUGAGGGUGCAGAAUGGUGGUCUCUCAGUGUGGUCCCUGGACCAGAACAUCAGCAUGAAGUAGACGCUCAGGCCCCACUUCCCACGAAACACUGGACCUCGCUCUAAAGCAAUUAUUUCCAAAUCUCUGGAGGCUGUUCAGAAAUCAGCAUUCCUCCAUGCUCGCUGGGGUGAUGUGCAGCCCAGGUGAGACACUCCAUCUAGGUAUCCAGAUAAGCCCACAGCUGAGGCAGGAGGAGGGCACUGGGCCUGCAUGCAUGGAGGGGACCAGCUAGGAUGCCCGAGGGGCUUCUUCAGUGAGCCCGGUGCAGAUGGAGGCUGCUCCCUGAGGGGCAGGGAGGGGACAAGCCUUGAAGUGGAGGCAACAGGCUAUUGCCAGUCAAAUGUCCAGCAUUUGGAAGAGGUGGUGUCCACCUCUGCUAGGAGCAUCCACCAGCAGAGACUGAGGGGCAGGGCAGAUGUGCCCAGAGCAGGGAGCGGGGGACACCCCCAGAGGGGCUCCCCUCACCAGUGAAGGUACAGCUGGAAUGCCGAACCCAGUCACGGCCCGCUGCUCCUCCAAGACAAUGAGGCAUGUUCUCCCAAGAUGAGACCAACCUUGGCUCCCUCGGCUCUCAGAGACCUGAGGAGGCCGGAGGGCCCACCUUCUGCUGUGGACAGUGCGAGCUAACAGGUGGUCUGACAGCC
Myotis myotis is the source of this 2871-nucleotide messenger RNA. It is a transcript of the gene SFRP5, whose product is annotated as secreted frizzled related protein 5. Gene Ontology annotation, biological process: negative regulation of canonical Wnt signaling pathway; canonical Wnt signaling pathway; non-canonical Wnt signaling pathway. The coding region runs from base 122 to 1069 and encodes 315 amino acids. Lineage: Eukaryota; Metazoa; Chordata; Mammalia; Chiroptera; Vespertilionidae. The transcript is spliced from 3 exons. The record is from RefSeq and is a predicted model, not a curated record. Gene Ontology annotation, molecular function: Wnt-protein binding.